AAGGAGAGACAGGGUGGUGGGCAAGUGGGGGAGAAGGACAGAGCUAGGGAGAGGGAAGGACGAAGGAGAGAGGAGGAGAGAGGCAGAGAGCCGGCCAGCCAGCCGCACACACAAGGAGAAGGGGUGGCCCAUGGGGAGGGCGGUGGGCGUCUGAGCUCCCCCUCUCCCUCACCCCCACCUGCGCCCCGGGGACCUCGCUAGUCCAGUCCGCACAGAGGCCGUGGGGCGUGGGGGGAUGGCCGACUCGUGCAGGAACCUCACCUACGUGCGGGACUCGGUGGGCCCGGCCACCAGCACCCUGAUGUUCGUGGCGGGCGUGGUGGGCAACGGGCUGGCCCUGGGCAUCUUGGGGGCGCGGCGACGCUCACGUCCCUCGGCCUUCGCUGUGCUGGUCACUGGGCUGGCGGUCACCGACCUGCUGGGCACUUGCUUCCUGAGCCCGGCCGUGUUCGUGGCCUACGCCCGCAACAGCUCACUGCUGGGCCUGGCCCGGGGCCGGCCCGCCCUGUGCGACGCCUUCGCCUUCGCCAUGACCUUCUUCGGCCUGGCCUCCAUGCUCAUCCUCUUUGCCAUGGCCGUGGAGCGCUGUCUGGCGCUCAGCCACCCCUACGUGUACACACAGCUGGACGGGCCACGCUGCGCCCGCCUGGCCCUGCCUGCCGUCUAUGCCUUCUGCGGCCUCUUCUGCGCGCUGCCCCUGCUGGGCCUGGGCCAGCACCAGCAGUACUGCCCGGGAAGCUGGUGCUUCAUCCGCAUGCGCUCCACGGAGGCCGGUGGCCGCGCCUUCUCACUGGCCUAUGCCAGCCUCAUGGCCCUGCUGGUGGCCGCCAUCGUGCUGUGCAACAGCUCCGUCACCCUGAGCCUCUGUCGCAUGCACCGCCAGCAGAUGCGCCACCAGGGCCCCCCGGUCCCCGGGCCCCGGGCGGGAGAGGACGAGGUGGACCACCUCAUUCUGCUGGCCCUCAUGACGGUCAUCAUGGCCGUGUGCUCCCUGCCCCUCACGAUCCGAGGCUUCACGCAGGCCAUCGCCCCAGACAGCAGUGAGAUGGGGGACCUCCGUGCCUUCCGAUUCAACGCCUUCAACCCCAUCCUGGACCCCUGGGUCUUCAUCCUCUUCCGCAAGGCUGUCUUCCAGAGGCUCAGGCUGUGGUUCUGCUGCCUGGGUCCCAGGCCUACCCACGGCAACUCGCAGGCACCCCACUCCCGGUCCGUCUCUGGGAGGAAGGACUCAAGGGCUCCCGCCACUCCCAGGGGGAAGGAGGGGAGCCGGGUACCUUUGUCAGCCUGGGGCGAGGGGCCGGGGGCACCCGGGCCCCAGGUGCAGCGAGCUGGCAGCACUGUGGGUACAUCAACCAAAAUGGGGUCGGCAGCCGGCUGCUCCCUCUGCUGACAUCGGCUGCCUGUGAUCUCCUGCCCCCGGCUGCUGGGAGCCGGAGCCCGACGCUCAGGGCCGUGGCUAUCUGUGGAUGAGCGGAAGUGAGCCCCCGGAGUCCUUGCCUGCCGGAAUCCUGACCCCCCUGAACGCAGGGGGGGCAAUCAGCUGCUAUUUCCCUGUUUCUC
Lontra canadensis (Northern American river otter) is the source of this 1560-nucleotide messenger RNA. RefSeq names its product prostaglandin I2 receptor (gene PTGIR). Lineage: Eukaryota; Metazoa; Chordata; Mammalia; Carnivora; Mustelidae. The record is from RefSeq and is a predicted model, not a curated record. Gene Ontology annotation, molecular function: prostacyclin receptor activity. Gene Ontology annotation, biological process: positive regulation of cytosolic calcium ion concentration; negative regulation of smooth muscle cell proliferation; adenylate cyclase-activating G protein-coupled receptor signaling pathway. Gene Ontology annotation, cellular component: plasma membrane. The transcript is spliced from 2 exons. The coding region runs from base 236 to 1390 and encodes 384 amino acids.